This is a messenger RNA of Xyrichtys novacula (pearly razorfish), 12569 nucleotides long. NCBI's taxonomy places the organism in Eukaryota, Metazoa, Chordata, Actinopteri, Labriformes, Labridae. The record is from the annotation of a GenBank genome assembly.
AUGUCUUGCGAACUGAGUAAGUGUGUUUGUUUAAGAAGGAAAGAGCAGUCAGAAAACGCGUUUUUUGUUUGUUUGCUUGGUAAGAUUUAGCAGAGACGAGCUAGUCAUCCAGGUAGCCCUUUGCUAGCUAGCCUCGCCCAUAGCUGCGUGAGUCUGUCAAAAUCAUAUCGUGCACGGAAGACAAAACCGAGAAAUUUGCAAGGAUUCAGCUACAUGUACUGAACACCUGUGACUUAUAUGAACCUUAUUUUGUUAAGAUACGCUUUAUUGUGCUUUUCAGUGAAGUUAGGGCUAGCUAAUGUUGCUAAUGUGAGUCUGAGGAAAUAGUUGUGCUCGCAUCGCUUUGUUAUGACAAGUCCAGACAGAGACCGGCUGACAGUCAGUGAAUAUACUGAGGGAGGAAAUCACAGACCCUUGGUUUGUUUCUGCUUGGCAUGCAGUGAGUAAAAGGGUAUGGGAAUUAUUUUAAUUAGGGGUCAUAAUGUAGAGAUAGGAAGGAUAUCGUCAAGAAAAACUAAACAGUGGAAGCCAAUGCGGAAGCAGUAAUUAUAGCAACCUCAUUACAGCUGAAGAUUACAUGGUCGGUAAAUACUGCUCUUAUUCUCACUGCUGGACAUUUAUCCAAAUAUCUACACCAAUCUGCAUUACAUAACAAGCAAUUUAAUGCAACCCACUAUAAUAAUUCUUUCACAAACUUGACUUUAAAGGUGUCCCUUGUAAUCCGCACAUUUCUUUCUUUCCUUCUUUCUUUCUUUCUUUCUUUACAACAUAUGUAUGUCUAUUUGUAUAAAUUACAAAGAUCUGUAUAAAUUCCUACAUAUUAUACACAAAGAUAUCUGCUCAACACUCAAUAGGUUACUUAUUAUCAUUACUUGCAUAUUAUAAUAAUCAGUGUUCUAAUAUUCAGAAUGCAAUCAAGUAUAUCUAGUGUAAAACCAUACUUUUUGUUAGUUUACUUAUGAAUCUUUUAAUACUUCUCUGUAGUUUGAUUUAAAUAUUUUUAUGUUAUUAGACAUUUUUAAAGUGACAUCCAGGCUGUUCCAGAGUUUAACACCACAAAUAGAUAUAUACUUUCCAGAGUUGUAUGGACGAUUGGACAAAUUAAUUUAUGUUCACCCCUUAGAUUAUAGCCCCCCUCUCUGGUUUUGAACAUCUUUUGUAGGUUUCAUUAACAAACAUUAAGCGAAAACAAAUUAUUCACUGCAGUGCACCAUGAGCACCCAUUGCAAUGUCAACAAUGAAUUAGGACUGGGCGAUAUACAGUAUAUAUAUAAAAAAUAUAUUGAUAUAUUUUUAAAUGAGAUAUGGAAUUGGACCGUAUCGCAUAUAUCGAUGUACAGAUAUCAGAUGCUGUUGUUGACAGGCUGGUGUUUUUUGCACAAAAUCUCUUAACAAAGAAGGACACACUUGUCUGUCCUCUAAUGUCAACCUGGUCCAUGUAUUAUUCGUCUGUUCAAUUAUUCCAUUCAAUCUAGUAAAUGAGAAAUGAAAUAACAAGUCAGUAUUUUUUUGUUUGUUUUUCUGUGUAACCAAAAAAAAAAAAAUUGUGUUUGUUUUCGUAUUUUCAGCUCAAAACAGAAUAUGUAAUAGAGAAAGAAACGAAAUCGAAAUAAUAAAUCUCAUUUACAAUUAUUGAUUUUGAGUACGCCUGUUUUGAGCAUACAUGCAUGAAGGCUACAUUGGCCUUUCCAUGAUCCUGAGCGACAGUUAUCAUGGCGAAAGAUGCGACAGAGUGGUUCGAGUGCCAAAAUCUUACGUUGUAACAGAGCUCUGGUUGUAAUUUUUUCUCCUGUCAUAUCUUCCUUCAGCGUCAUAUCCUAGAAUUAUGUUUUUGUUUUUUUUUCUCUGUGGUUUGAAGCUUCCUCCUUUUGGAGAAAAAUGACCACUGCUCUGACAGAUCAGUAGUGCUGGCCUGAGAAGUCUACCAACAAGAAGAGUAUGCUGUUCUGUAAAGCUCAUAGGACUUAGAGACACUUAUCACACUAAUUUUAUGAAUAAAAUUGCAUUUUUAUAUUUAUCUGCAACAUUUGUGGUGAAAGAUAACCGUCUAGGCUGUAAGGACAUUUUAUUUUCUGUAGUCUCAUAGCCCUCUGUGCAUGGUGUCAUGUUUUCUAUCUGCAUACAGUCUCUGUUGGAGUACUUUCACAUUUAUGUUAUAUUCUUCUUUUAAUGAUUAAUAUUUUCUGUCGUUUCUCUUCUCAUGUCCACUUUUCAGAGAGUGUGUUUGCCGGCCUCCCACAGAUGGAGAGGGGAGUUGCAAAAGUGAUUGGCGGCGAUCCCAAAGGAAACAACUUUCUGUACACCAACGGGAAAUGUGUCAUCAUCAGGAACAUUGAUGUAAUGUUAUGCUUGAGUAUUUGCAUUUUCAUUUCUUAGUUUUGUUUGUUAUGGCAAAUAUCCGAACCUUUGAUCAUUUAGAUUGAUAUUGAGAUCACGAUUAAUGAACAAAAUUAGCGAGAAUUCGACAUCCACAUCACAUGAAUUUACUGAACAUCAAAAACUUGAAUAUUCCAAACUACCUUGUAAAUGGUUGUGCCUCUUUUUCUUCAUCCUCACUCUAUUCCUCGUCUUCAAAGACAUGUCCAAACACACACACCUGCCUCUGUCUCCUCUUUUUUCUUUGCAUGUGGCUGCAUGAUCGGUUGUACUGCUGCAGCACAUGUUGGAAACACUGCAGUCCAGGAUGAGCUUUAGUGGCAUUUGCAACUUCCUCAUGCUCCCAAACUUUGUUGCACACAGAUCUGAGCUCAUGAUGAAGUGAAAACGAGUGCUGUCUAAGCUCUACAGCAUCCAUCUUGCUGUGACUAUUUCUCACGCGAUGGUUAUGUAGCGGCACUUCUGCAAAACAGUGGGCUGUAGUGAUCCCCAUAACUUCACAUACCUAAUCUGCAUAGAAUUGACACUCCUGUGCACUCUCUACUAAGACUAACAAGCUGUGUUGAACGGUCUAGUUUUAAUAGAGCUGCACUACAUUUAAGUUGGUUUGUGGUUCACUAACACUGUUGGCCAUCUUAAGAUCACACAUCAUUACAUCUUGCCGCUGCUUGAUUGUCGGUCUCAGUACAUACCCGCCUCCUUGUUGCCAUCUGUAGUUGCAUUUAGUAGAAUUUUCCCGCACUUUUUUACCAUGACACCGAGCAGAAUGGCUGAGAUAGAGAGCAGCCUCUGUUGCACAUGUGACCACACUGAAAGGGGAUGUAAGGCUGUAGUCAAAAGUGAACACAGUAUUGCAAGUUAGCAAAAAUAAGAUUUUCAGCUGGCUGCUUGGUGGUAAAUCAGGAGUCAACAUUGUAAUAUGUCAUGAAAAUGUUGCAGUUUGAUUUUGGGGUAGUGUCCUAAUCAUUUUUAUAACUUUGUCCCAGUGGACAGAGUCACAAAGAUGCAUUUACUUAAAUCUCCUUUAUUCUUAUAAAUAAAAUGUGAGGAUCUAUGGGAAGCAUGAAAACAAGGUCCAGGGUACGAAAUCAAAACAACUCUUUCCCGAUGUUUGUGUUUGUCAGAUGUGGAUUCUCUAAUUUAUUAUAUUCCCGUCUUUUACAGAACCCAGCCAUAGCAGACAUUUACACCGAACAUGCACACACUGUUGCUGUUGCCAAGUACUCUCCCAGUGGAUUCUACAUUGCAUCUGGAGGUAAGCAACACAAGUCAACAUAUGACUGCAUUUUGUGUGAACAGUCGUCUUAAUACUCUGAUACAAUAAAACCAUUUCUUUACUCUUCAGAUGUGACCGGAAAGAUCCGUAUCUGGGACACCACCCAGAAGGAGCACAUUUUGAAGAACGAGUACACCCCCUUCGCAGGCCAGAUCAAGGACAUCGCAUGGACAUCGGAUAGCCAGAGGAUCGCUAUUGUUGGAGAAGGGCGAGAGAAGUGAGUAGUAAAAGGUUUCAUACAAGGAAACAAAAGUAUCAAAAAGAACAACUGCAAAAUAAUACUAGAAUGAUUUGUAAGGUAUUAUUAAGCUCGAUACUCUGGUUCACAUCAAAUGAAAGUGAUUUUUCUGUCUCCUAAUCCCUAAAGAAAACUGUAAAAAUUCUUUGUCCUCCUUUUUUAGGUAUGGAGCAGCAAUUUUUUGGGAUACUGGCUCCUCAGUUGGUGAAAUCUCAGGCCACUCCAAAUUGAUCAACUCCGUGGACAUAAAGCAGUCUCGACCUUUCCGCCUUGCCACUGGCAGUGAUGACACCACGUCGUCUUUCUUCGAAGGGGUUCCCUUCAAGUUUAAACACUCGAGACAUGUAAGUCACAGGGAUUGACAUGAGUUUAUUUCCCCCCAGUGCUUGUUCCUGCAGCUUUAAGAAAGGCUUAUUUGUGUUUAAACAAAGUAGUAGGAGCCAUCCUGAUUUAGCCCGAAUAUGCGCUACCAACUUGAAAUCCCUUUGUAACAGAGGCCUUACCAUGAGUAGAUGAAGCUCCUGAAUUUUUGUGUCUUUUCUCAGUGUUUUUUCUUAUGUGUAAAUUUUUUUUGCAUCAUUUGAAGUUUGUUCCACCCUGGUGGUUUCUACAGAGGUGGCUUUGUUUGUCUUUUCUCCGUGUUACAUAACCUACUUCCUACAUAAAUAUUUGGGGAAUCGUCAAGUCUCAUACGGAGAAGUAGGCAUGUGAAACAUGGAAAAUGUUUCAAAGCACCUCAGUGUAAAAGUCUUCCUCUUGGAAAUUUUUUUGGUCUUUGUCUCUUUAAACUAUGAGUGUGGUUCACAUUCUGUUCUGCUGCUGACUAGUGUUGGUCUCUGCUGCUCCCAGAAUAGCACUGUUAGCCUGUUCUGCAGCUCACUGCUCUAUCAGCCCUUGUAAUUGGUUUAAGAGGAGGCUGUGCAGCACAUUUGGGACUAUGACAGAUGUUUGUUAGUCAUAGCCCUGAAAAACUCUGAUGGCGUACAUAACUAUGGUAUAAGAGGAAUAAUGACUCUUUUUUUUCUUUUUGCAACUUGUGUCGCAUGUGUCAUUUCUAAAGAUAGCAGAUCGACGAGGUAGAGGGCCGAGCCUAAUGAGAUUAUUCAUAUUCUGUGAGUCUAAUAACUUGAAUAAUCUUUGUGAUUAAGUUUUCUUUAUGUUCCUCUACCUCUGUCUGCCUGAUGACUUCUAAAGGACCACAGCCAGUUUGUCAACUGUGUUCGUUUCUCUCCUGAUGGAAAUCACUAUAUCACAGCUGGAGCUGACGGGAAGGUGAGUAGGAGAUGACAGGGUAUGGCCUAUGAUAUGAAAUAUGAAGUGACUUUGCCUCUGCUUAAAUAAGCGUAGCGAUGAUCAAUGUUGUGUUUUUGUAAAUCCAUCUAAUUUUGAUAAAGGGUCGUCUUAAACAAAACGCAAAAUUAUGCUGAAGAAUAAAGUCUGAAAAAUGCAGUGUUUGUCUUAUUAAGCUGUUUGUUUUCCACAGAUGUUUAUAUAUGAUGGAAAGAAUGGUGAAUUUAUCAGUGCACUUGGAGGGGAGAAGGCUCACAAUGGAGGAAUCUAUGCGGUGAGUCUUGUUUUAUUUACGUUUCUAUUAGCAUAGAUGUCAGCUUGUCUUGUCUUAACGUAGAAAAAUAAUCACUGUCGUCUUUUACUGUUUUAUUGGGGUGGGUUUUUCUCCUCAGAAACUUUGAUCACUUAGAAUGCAGACCGUGCAGUUUAUGCACAAACAGAAAGUGUGUUCUUCAUCUGUGGCAGUGGUUCUCAAGUCCAGUCCUCGAGCCCCCCCCGUCCUGCAUGUUUUGGAUGUUUCCCUGCUUCAACGCACCUGAUUCAAAUGAUCAGCUCGUUAUCAAGCUCUGUCAUGGCUUAAUAACGGGCUAAUCAUUUGAAUCAGGUGUGUUGGAGCAGGGUAACAUCCAAAACAUGCAGGACAGUGGGCCUCGAGGACUGGACUUGAGAACCACUGAUCUAUGGUAUUAGAGAUUUUUAUCCUUCUGUGAUUUUGAUUUUUCCAUUAGUUUUUUUUUUUUUUGCAUAGCUUUUUUUUCCGUAGCGAUGACUUAAAAGACUUUAAAAGAUUUACUCUGCUUACAUGCAUAGGAUUAUUCUAACUUGUUUCUUUUAUCCCUCUUGCUUUAAAUCAUACAGAUCAGCUGGAGCCCUGAUAGUUCCCAACUCAUCUCUGCCUCAGGGGACAAGACGGUGAAACUCUGGGAUGUUGGUGCAGGUACAGCCGUCACCACAUUUCACAUGGGCACUGAGGUGUCAGACCAGCAGCUGGGCUGCCUGUGGCAGAAGGAACACCUCCUCGGCAUCUCCUUGUCAGGAUACAUCAACUAUCUGGACAAGAACAACCCUGACAGGCCCAUACGCGUAAUCAAGGUCAGACUCCUAACAAAGAAGCAAAAAGAGGGGUCAAAUUUAAAGACCUAAAAAUGACUGUCAUUGUGAUUUCAAAUAUAAUAUAUGAUUCUGUAUUAAACGGGGAUGUUUCUUGGGUAAACAGGGCUUAGUUGAAAUCCGUUGACAUAUCCUUAUCUAUGCAAGGAUUUUUAUACUAUAUUGGAGUGCCUCAGGUUUUCAGUUCAGGCUGCUAUUUUCAAUUGUUUGAAAAUCACCUGGACAGUCACUUGUCCUUUAUCCCCGAGGAUCACCUGAUAACUUUAAAACUUCUUUACAUUUUACUGGACCCAGUGCUUUUUUUUUUGCUCACCUUUCUCUAACAUAGAAUUUCUCUGGAUGCUAUUCCUGGAGGUUAUAAACAGAGGCAUUUUAUAAGACAAGACAGUGUGAAAAAGUUAGUGGUGCUGUUUUGUGAUUAGACAAUUUUGAAAAAGAAUCGCUGCAAAGAAACCUUCAGGUGGCUGAGAACUUUUCAACUUUGAAGGGUAGUGAAGUGUAUCUACACUUUAGAUAAGCAGUGGAAAAUUAUUCAGCUUUGUGACUGUACACUGAAAUGUGCAAAGAGAUUUUCAACAUUUCUAUUCACAACUUGAGUGUAAUAUAAGUUGGUAUUUAUAUCACUAAAUACAAUCUCAUGUUAGUGCUGAGAGGACAUUUUUUGAGAGUGUAGAUCCACUUUCUAAAAUGUUUCCACGCUUUUAAAACUGGGAUAAAGAUGUACAAUUAUUGUACACAUUUGCUUAUCCGAAAUGAGCAUUGGAAGUAUAUUCCCAUUAUUCUCACACAGCAGCCAAAACAACACACAAUCAGGGCGAUAUCCCUUGCAAAAACGUCACAGCUAUUUAAAUGUCUGACUUUUUUUAAAUGAAAUAGUCAACCAGCUGAAGCCUGCGACUUUUGACAGAGAUAUGGACCUAAUUGUCUGCAACACAGAGAUAAAGGCAUAAAUUAAAAGUUUGACUGAUACAUCCACCUCUCUGUUGAGGAAGGACUGGAAGCUUGUUGCUAGUACACACAAUUUUUAGCAAUGACAACUUGAGACGAACGGGUGGUGUUACAUGGCACGUGUACUCUCCCAAAACGUGGGCUUGAGACUGACCUAACCAAAGAUGAUACUCGGUUCAUUCGCAUGUAUCGUAUGUCACAGACAGCAGCAAGAAACUAAAUGCAAGUCGCUGAAAACCAGGCCACCACAGAAGCAUUCAGAAGUGCCAGGCCUCUGUCUGCAGAUCCAUUCGAUGUGUCAUGUGUGAUCAGGGGCCUGUACUGUGUAGAAAGCUCAACUUAACAAGGCAAUAUUUUGUUGAUCUGGCUUCACUAACCUUGACAAAGGAGAUCAGACUAAGCAGUGUCACAGAGUUGGUUGUCAACCUGAUGAGUCAACCCAGAGUGACUGUGAAUGGGGCAGUGUAAGAAACAUAUGACCGCCACUGUCAUCCAAUUUUAAACAUGAAGCAAACAAUGAUAUUCAAAAAAUAUGAAGAAGUGAAACACGUAGACCAGAGUACAAUCAUCUUUGAAAGUUAAUGAGCAUAGUACAACAUGUACAACAUCACUUCACCAUCAGGAGUGUGCCAAAGAUCAGAAAACCAUUUGUCUUGUUCAUUAGAACUAAAACAGAGUUUUUGCUCAAGUUUAUUCUUUUUGUGUUUUGUGUAUGAUAGUUAAGAUGUGGUAAUUCAGCUGCAGAAAUCAGAGCAACAUGGAGGUAAUACACAUGGGAGACAUAAUUCAAGGCAAUGAGCAUGCUUAAUUUUAUAUUCAGCAUCUCUGAUGUAAGAAAAGCACAGUUUUGUCAAUAUUUUUCACACUGGGAGACAUAUCCUGCCGGUGAAGUUGCCUUAGUAACUGCACAUCCUGCUUGGCAGUAUAACCUGUAUAAGGUUUUCCCUUAUGUUCCCUUUGUUGUUAGUAUUUGAUCACUGUUGUUAUUGGGUUUCAACUCCUCAGAAUCAAGUAUCUCACAUGGCUAGGUAAUAACCUUUGUCCACUAUUCUUAUGUGCCUUUUAUAAAUGUAUUAAUAAUCUGAAAGCAUACUUUGUCAUCCAACAGGGCCACAGCAAGUCUAUCCAGUGUCUGACGGUUCACAAAAGUGACGGGAAACCAUACAUCUACUCAGGCAGUCAUGACGGACAUGUCAAUAUCCUUUUACUGAAUUAUUCCACUUCACCGUUUGUCUUUUUGUUAGAUUAUGCAUCUAAAUUCCAUCAAUAUACAAAAUACUUUAAUAUACAGUUGGUAGCUUUUUUUUUCCUGAACAAGUGCCUCACAUUACUGGGAUGCAGAAACUGGUGAAAACGACUGCUUCCGUGGAAAAGGCCAUAGCAACCAGGUGAGCAGGCUGGCUAUAAAUGAAGAAGAAGACCUGGUGACCUGCAGCAUGGACGAUACACUUCGCUUCUCCAACAUCAACAAGAAAGAGUACACGUAAGAGCUUUUAUUGAAGUGUAGGUGACAAAACUGAGAGAAACGGUGCAGGAUUUAGAGCAGGGGUGGGCAAUCAUGUGCCAUGGAGGGCCGAGAGGCUGCAGGUUUUCUUUCCAAGCCAAAACUCCACCAGGUGAUUUCACUGAUUAGUCCCUGCUCUCUGCUUGGAGGUAAGGUAAUCAGUGAAAUCACCUGGUGGAGUUUUGGCUUGGAAAGAAAACCUGCAGCCUCUCGGCCCUCCAUGGCACAUGAUUGCCCACCCCUGAUUUAGAGUGACGAUGUAUUUAGCUGAGUGCAGGAGGUGGUGCCAUUCAUCAAAAAAAAGUGCCUUGGUUGAAAGUUGAAAUGCAAUCUGAUAAUAAUUCAGAUGAUAAGAGAUGAAAUCUUGUGUGUAAUUGCAGGCGCUAAUAAAAUCUUCUUUUCCUCUCUGGAUGCUUGUUAUCGUAGGUCCUUAAAUGUGACGCUUCUACAGUAUAUAUGUUUCUAAAGUAUAGUAAUCCAAACUUCUGGCUUUUGUAGUGCGUCUGACGUGGUGAAGAUGGACUCCCAGCCCAAAAGUGUGUCAGUAGCAGCUGGAGGACUAUCACUGGCUGUGUGCAUUGAGCAGGUAAUGUCUCCUUCAUGAUCUCUUCUCCAGUCAGUUUUGAUGUUUUCAAAGAACUUAUUUUAGUCACUUUGGGGGUAACAUCAUCAAAAUAAUGAUUCAAUCUUUAAAGAGCAUGUAAAGGACCACUUUGAAUGUAACCAUUUUACCUGUAACUAGCGGCUUCAGCACUGCAGACACAAACUUCCUGCUGUGCUGUUGACUGGCCCUUCACCUCCUUCUUUAUGGGUUUGUAAAGCUGGUCUAGCAUUCACAGACCAUCCUCAAGAUGCCUUUCUUCAGCAUGGCCGCGCUUGCAUUGUAUUCAACACAGAUGGACUUUGAAUUUAAACAAACGCUCCCAGGUAAAGAAAUGCCUUUCGGCAUCAGGCAUUGUAGUGAUGUCAAAGUGUAGCUAUGGCUAACCAUCUGAUUGACAGCGGCCCACUACCACUCACACCCAUGCACCCAUCCCAGCAAGACAAGCUGUCAGGAGAGAAACCGUUCAAGUCAGUUUAUAUUAAGAAAAAGACAUUUCAAUAUAAAAUAAACUAAAAUUGUCUCUUUACCCCUUAUGACCAACUGGAAUCAUUCCUGUAGACUCUAAUUCAGUCCACAUUGUUGAGAUGAUUGACACUUGGGACUCGCAGGUGGGCGUGGCUUUUAUGCAAAACAAGACCGUUAUUCUAGAGCAGAGAUUGCGGCUUAUUAUUUUCAUGGUUUUGAUGUCUAAUUCUAUGUACGUGGUAAUUUUUAAAACUGUUCAGUUUUGGCUGGGUGGACAAAACAUUUUUCUGUUGGAUGACAACCUUUGACACAUUUUUUUCUUACAGGCUUUGUACUUUGUACUCGAGGGUUUCCUUGAGUGCAAAUCUCUCAAGUUUGUGACCUUUUGCUCUUUCUCUUUCUAGGUCGUCCUUCUGAAGGAUAAGAAGAAAGUUUUCACAUUGGACAACCUCAGCUAUGAACCAGAGGUCGGAGUGCUGCACCCUGGGGGCUCUACUGCUGUGGUGGGAGGAAAAGUAAGUGGAUGUUUGAUACCACGGCUUACGAAACAUGGCCAUAUAUAUGUGUCAUUGUACACUUGUCACUAAAUCUGGAUUCUUAAACCUACCAGCUACUAUUUUUUUUUUUUUUCCUGUGCCACUUAAUUUUAACGGUCGACAUUGUUCAAGAGGUAAAACAUAAUUAACAAGGCUUGUAGUACUCAAGUAAUGAAAUAAGAUAAAUAUUUAAAUUUCUUUAUAAAAAACUGCAAUGCUCUUGUCAGUACUCAGAACUGGUAUUAUUUAUUGUUGCUGUUCUUUUUUAAUGGUUUUGUGUUGCCAGGACACAUACCCAGAGACAUCACUAUAAGUAAUAAUCAGAAGAUGAGAAGGCACAUUCUUCAUCGCACCCUAGUGUCAGCAGGUUUGAAAUUCAUUCCAUUUCUUUUCUUUCAUCAGGAUGGAAAAAUCUAUCUGUACUCAGUUCAGGGCAACACUCUCAAGGAUGAGGGGAAAACUUUGGAAGCUAAAGGGCCAGCCACAGACAUGGCCUUCUCCAAUGAUGGCGCUUAUCUGGCUGUCAUAGAUGACCGAAAGGUCGCCACAGUUUUUACUGUGGCUGACGGCUACUCGGUAAGUAUCUGUCCACUGUCUUCAGUGCGUGGACAUCUCAAUAGCAAGUGCGUGUUCCAGUUUGAAAUGAAUUACAGUCGGUUUCCUAAUAGUUUUUUUUUUUUUUUUUUUUUCAACAAGGUCAAGGGUGAGUUCUAUGGACACCAUGCCAAACCAGUGAGCUUGGCCUGGUCACCUGACAACGAGCACUUUGCAACUGGAGGGAUGGACAUGAUGGUGUAUGUCUGGACACUCAGUAAUCCAGAUAAAAGGAUGAAGCAGCCAGGUAAGCACACGUGCCCAUUAAAGGGAUGUUCCUGCGUAAAAUUAAGUUCAGGUCAAACACACCGUAACACCGAGUUAGACAUCCUGUCGAGAGAUGAAUGUUGCUGACCGCUUGCUUCACUAAUAUAUACCAGUUUUUGUAAUGACCGCACAAUAGCAAUACAGAGAGCCACAUGCUCAACCAAAAAGCCACAAAUAAUGCUCAGAACAGCACCUAACUUCAACAGUACAUACAGGGUCCCAGCCAUAGUUAUAGCCACUAAACAUCUUUCUAGCUUUGCCUGGUUUCUUCAGCAAACACUACUUACCAUCUCUUCCAGCAGCCUCUUGUUUGUACGGAGACCUCUGGGCGAGUCCAUUUAAUGCUGCUGGGGGGGAUGCAGCUCAAGGAGGAACAUUUAUGAUCACUACUUUAUCAUUUCCUUGAAGUACAAAUCAUCAUAUUAAUCAAUUUGCACUGCAGACACGGUAGUUCCUUUGCCUUAGCGUCUCGGUCUGAUCGCAUUUUCAUUAAGAAAUGAUCAUAAAUGUUCUUCCUUGAGCUGCGUCACCCCGAUGCAGUCAAUGGACUCACCCGGAGGUCUCCGUACAAACAAGCGGCUACUGGAGGAGAGUAGGUGAGUUGUGUUAAAUCUCUUUGCUAAAGAAAUCAGGCAAAGCUAAAAAGAUAUUUUGUGGCUAGUACUAUGGCUAGGACCCUAUAUGUACUGUUGAUGAAGUUAGAUGCUGUUCUGAGCAUUAUUUGUGUCAGUAGAGUGGCUUUUUGGUGGAGCACGUGGCUCUCUGUUUUGCUAUCUGCAGUCAUUACUCAAGUUGGUAUAACUGGAGAAGCAAGCAGUUCACAACAUUCAUCUCUCAACAGGGUGUCUAACUCGGUGUUACGAUGUGUUUAACCCUAACUUAAUUUUACGCCGGAAUACUCCUUUAACUCACGGCUCUGUAUGGAUGUACUCAGAUGUUGCUCUGCUGCUACAAUAAUCCCCUCUGCAAUAAUAACCAAACAUCAAAGAGAAUGGCAACAGUACUUAUUGAAUCAGGCAAGCGAAGGGUUUGAUCAAAUCUGACACUGCACUUCCACCAGUCAGAAGUGAGGAUACAAAUUUGAUUUAAGGAAAAAAAAACGCGGAGCAUCCUAACAGGAAAUGUCAGAGCCUCUGAAUCUGGUCUGGAUGGGGGUGUUUUUUGUUGCAAGCUGAACUCAACUGCAGAUGUUUUUUCUUUGUCACAUUUAUCCGUGUUUGUGUCAAAAUCCUGUGAUGUUCUUACUUUUUGCAGACACUCACCGGUUGCACCAUGUGAGCAGCCUGGCCUGGGUAGAUGAGAACACUCUAGUUACCACCUCCCAUGAUGCCAGCAUCAAGCAGUGGACACUUAAAUACUGA